Molecule: messenger RNA, 1417 nt
Organism: Opisthorchis viverrini
Lineage: Eukaryota; Metazoa; Platyhelminthes; Trematoda; Opisthorchiida; Opisthorchiidae
Exons: 2
Coding region: 50-1417 (455 amino acids)
Molecular function (GO): (S)-2-hydroxyglutarate dehydrogenase activity; (S)-2-hydroxy-acid oxidase activity
Source: RefSeq, a predicted model, not a curated record
UUUGCGUCUUGAAUUAUGCAACUAUCCCGGUAACUGUCUUUACUGACUGAUGUCCAUGAAAUUGCUCAGGCAUUUGUCUUCCCAGAGUGGUGAGUUCACUCGAGGUUUGCUUUGGAUCGGACGAGCCCAAUAUUCCAGCACCACUGAGAGUUUUGAUAUCGGGAUUAUCGGAGGUGGGAUACUGGGUUUGGCAACCGGACGGGAGCUGCUUCAGCGACAUCCUAAACUCCGGCUGUUGGUUUUGGAGAAAGAGUCAGAACUGGGGUGGCAUCAAACCGGACAUAAUAGUGGGGUGAUUCAUGCCGGUAUUUAUUAUGCUCCAGGUUCACUGAAAGCCAAGUUAUGUGUGGAGGGAAUGCGUCGAACCUACGAAUACUUGGAAAGCCAUAAUAUCCCCUACAAAAAAUGUGGGAAACUUAUCGUGGCCGUGCAUGAACGGGAACUACCUACUUUGGAGGAUCUAAUGCGUAGGGCUACGAUUAAUGGUUGUCCUGAUGUGGCCCUGAUUCCUGGAAGUGCGAUUCCUUCCAUCGAACCACACUGUCGUGGUCUUAAGGCCAUUCAUUCCCCGCAUACAGGCAUUGUUGACUGGCGACAGGUAGCGAUUUCUUACAGUCGUGAUUGUCAAAAGAUGGGCGGUGAAAUACGAACCUCACUCGAAGUGACGGAAAUCAAAGAAUCAUCGGAAAAUUGCGAUUUUCCCAUACGCAUUGUGGCACGCAGUACCAAAAAAGCGGAAACAUUAACGACACAAGUUCAAUGCCGCCACCUCAUCACCUGUGCUGGACUGCAGUCGGAUCUUGUGGCUAAAAUGACCAACUGCCCUUCAGAUCCCAGAAUUAUCCCCUUUCGAGGUGAUUUUUUAAAACUAAAGUCAGAAUACAAUCACUUGGUGAAAGGCAACAUCUACCCUGUACCCGACCCACGUUUCCCAUUCCUCGGCGUACAUUUCACACCUCGCAUUGACGGGUCUAUUCUGUUGGGUCCAAAUGCUGUUCUCGCACUGAAACGCGAAGGCUACGGUUUGACAGAUUUUAAUGUAAAGGAAGCUUUGAGCAUUCUGGCUUAUCCUGGACUUCAACGCAUUGCAUGGAAAUACUUGAACGUCGGCAUGAGCGAACUGCUACGAGCGUUUAUCAUUCGACUUCAGGUGAGAAAACUGCAGCAAUAUAUUCCUGCGCUCAAACCCGAGAAUGUCGAACGAGGUCCGUCUGGAGUGCGUGCACAAGCACUGAAUAGAAAAGGAGAGCUGGUUGAAGAUUUUGUGAUUCAUUCAGGAGAUGAUGCUUUUGGGAGUCGAAUUAUUCAUGUUCGAAAUGCACCAUCACCUGCAGCCACGUCUUCAUUAUCCAUUGCACGAAUGCUGGUUGAUAAAGCUGAAGAGCAAUUCCAGUUGAAGAAAACCGCGCCCGCAUGA